AAUUGCUCGGCACCACCCAAUGGCGCCAGCGACAGCCACCCCUCACCUUCCAUGCCCAUAAGCUCCAGGCCUUGCGCCUUCCUCCGCCACCACUCCGGCCUCCCGCACGUUCGUGGCCGCGUACGUGAAGCCGGCUGCACCACAAGCCAGCGGCGGCGCUAACAAUGGCGUGCGACCAGGCGGAACUCCGGCGGGUGUUCGAGCUGUUCGACCGGGACGGCGACGGCCGGAUCACGCGGGAGGAGCUGACGGAGUCGCUGGAGAGGCUGGGGAUGCCGGUGGCCGGGGAGGAGCUGGCCGCCACCAUCGCCCGCGUCGACGCCAACGGCGACGGGUGCGUCGACCUGGGCGAGUUCGCGGAGCUGUACGCGUCCGUCAUGCGCGUCGACUGGGACGGCGGCGGCGACGCGGAGGAGGCGUCCAUGCGCGAGGCGUUCGACGUGUUCGACCGCGACGGCGACGGGUUCAUCACCGUGGACGAGCUGCGCGCCGUGCUUUCUUCGCUGGGGGUCAAGCAGGGCUGGACGCUGGAGGACUGCGGCCGCAUGAUCGGCCAGGUAGACAGGGACGACGACGGCCGUGUCGACUUCCUCGAGUUCAAGCAGAUGAUGCGCGGCGUCGGGUUCUCCGCGCUCCGGUGAUCGACGGCGAUACGUCGGUCGUCGUACAUGCGAGCGUUUUCUGCGUGUAUCGUCUUCACGUAUUGUGUACGAGUGCAUGAUCUCGUGAAUUUCGCAGAACAUGUAUUGCUAUCGUAAGAGCAUCCUCAACGGUUAUUCUAUCAUAUCCUUUAUUUUUAUCCUCUAUCUUAAAAAUAGAGGACGGAGGUUCUUCAAUAUAACAUAUAUCACAUUCAGAUAUGGAGGAUGUCAUAUAUGAUGAUGAGUUGGAGUAAAAAAAUAUAGAGGAUAAAACUGUUUAGAUGACCAUCCAAAUAAAGAGAUAUGGAUAUGUAUGAUUAAAUUUAGAUGAGUUGUUGGGGAUGCAGGGACAGAGCAGGGUAUUAGAUGACACCAAUGAUCUCUUGUAAUCUUCAUUACAAAUUGAUGUUUUCUAAUAUAUAUUUGUGAAAUUAUCCAAUAAUAUGAUAGAGAUGACACCAAUGCUGGUAAAUUUUGGAGGGGGUAAAAGUAUAA
Oryza brachyantha (malo sina) is the source of this 1136-nucleotide messenger RNA. Its product is annotated as probable calcium-binding protein CML17. The coding region runs from base 165 to 641 and encodes 158 amino acids. The record is from RefSeq and is a predicted model, not a curated record. The transcript has a single exon. NCBI's taxonomy places the organism in Eukaryota, Viridiplantae, Streptophyta, Magnoliopsida, Poales, Poaceae. Gene Ontology annotation, molecular function: calcium ion binding.